Molecule: messenger RNA, 3619 nt
Organism: Marchantia polymorpha subsp. ruderalis
Lineage: Eukaryota; Viridiplantae; Streptophyta; Marchantiopsida; Marchantiales; Marchantiaceae
Source: the annotation of a GenBank genome assembly
GAGAGCGUGCGGACGGAUGGAGGACGGAGUUUUCGUAGAGCGCGCGUCGCCUGCCUGAUUGUCGUCCACUCCCGGCGACUACCUCUCGCUCUCGUCGGCGUCGUGCUCGAAUUCGAGCGUUGCUCUUCGACGCACUCAAUACGUGUAGAUGUAUUGCUGCUGUCGGUUAGAAAGUCAAGAGGAGCUGUCUGCGAAUCUGCGUUGUUUCUUGACAGACAUUGAUUGCCGAGCGCCUGCCCGAAUUAAGGCUAAUUUGCUGCAUCGGUCGGCAUUUCCAGUGGAGCCGAGGGAGCGGACGAGGGAGCGACCCGCCCUGGAAAGGAAAGAUGCGCUUUGAAAGUUGCAGAGCAACUCACCGAUGCGCGAGAGAGAGAGGGAGAGAGAUAGAUAGAGAGGAAGGAUAGAUAACACGGCCGGGAUGUGGAUUUGGUGAAUGCUUUGAGGAGGGAGCAUCGAAGGCGACGGGUGAUGAGCUAGACAGGUACACAGGAAGGAGAGAAAUGGUUGCCUUCCGAAGCCGGAUGAGCUCGUUACUUCCCGCGGGAUUUCCAGCAAGACAAACGUUUGGGUUUAGGAGGAGCUGAAGGUUGGGACCACCUGCAGGAAUGAUGGCCUUCGUCGCCGAAGGCUACCGGGUGCCAUAUCUGAGGAUCGCAAGCGCUCUUCUGGCUCUCGCAGUCAUCGCCUGUUUUCCAGUUUCAUCAGCAGAGAGAAGUGGACUGAGCUUCGCCUGCGGGGCUCCGGAAGGUUUUACGACAAACAGCGUCUUAUGGAAAUCCGACAAAGACAUCGCUCCAGCGAAAUCGAAGAUUGCGAAGAUCGGUACAGAUUAUGUGCGAUACUUUUCUGAGUACAGCGAUGCAAACGCGCAUCAAAAUCUUCACUGCUACGACAAGCUACCUUCAAUAACUUCCGAAGGCCCCAUUCUUCUGAGGGUGACUUUUGAAUACUCAAACUACGACGGUCUGGACGCACCUCCGGAAUUUCAAAUGUGGGUCGGAGCAUCGGAAGUGGCGUAUGUGAACCUGAAGAAGGAUGAUCCUUGGGUCGAGGAGGCCGUCCUCAAAUACAGCUCCGAUUCCAGCACUCAAGUGCUUUGCUUGGUUGCAGUGAAGGGUGCGCCGGCGAUCUCUUUCAUCGAGUUGAGGCCGCUUCCUGCCGAUGCGUACAGUGCCGGACACUUGCUUCGCACCCUCAAACGAAUUGACUGCGGGAAUGAUAAUGCGACUCGUCGCGUCAGAUUUCCGCAAGAUGUUUACGACAGAAUAUGGGACGUCGACGCGAAUUUCCCAUCCAAUUCCGACAGCUUUGCGUCAAAAGUUACCAUUGAUGGUGAAGAUGUCCCAGAAAGACCUCCAAUGGCAGUGCUGGAGACCUCAAGAGUGCCAUCGUCUGGCACACGCUUAGCGUACAAAUUUGACACAGAGACAACUGGCUUCUUCGAAAUCAAAGUUUACACUCCUAGUACGAUUCCCUCUACUCUGAAUGUGAACGGUGUCUCAUCGACAGAGUCCCCUGUCGUCGGUCGAGAGGUGCAAGUUACAUCUGUUUCACGAGUUCCGGAUAGCUCUGGGGGAGUGGAAGUAGUUCUCCAAGGGAGCAACGGACUGAAGCCUCAAAUCAAUGCUUUAGAAGUCUUCCAAGAAAUUGAUGGGAUCUUUUCGAAUGAUGCGGACGCCAUCAACGCCAUCAAGGCUUAUUACAACAUAGUUUCCAACUGGUUUGGAGAUCCGUGCCUGCCCGUCCCAUGGAAUGGUCUCGAGUGCUCCAGCGACAGCCGAGUGACAUCUUUGGACCUUUCUGGUCAGAAUCUUAUCAAACCUAUGAAUCCAAAGAUUAAGUCUCUCACACGUCUCAAAAGUUUAAACAUGAGUUUCAACAAGUUCGACUCAAAGAUCCCCGAUUUGACAGGACUCAUCAAUUUACAAGUAUUAGAUCUUCGGAAGAACGACUUUUUCGGCAACCUGGACGUUCUUAGCGGACUUUCGGCUCUGACUCAACUGGAUGUUAGCUUCAAUCCACGGCUCUCUGGAGAAACUCCAUCCGCUUUGAAGAGGACCAACUUGCAGAUAGAUGCACAGGGCACUUGUGUCGACCAACCAGCUGGUUGCAAUCUUUCCCCAUCUCCAGAAGUUUCAAGUUUAUUGAACAAAAAUCGAACCGGCUUAAUUGUCGGUGUCGUUGUUGCCGUGGUGCUGGCUAUUCUGCUCGCCCUGGUCAUUUGUAUCUUCUUGAUUUGGAGGAGGAAGAAGCCUCGCGCCGGAAGAGGCGAGGUUGAGGGGGGUGUGGAUCUCAGGAACUGGACCGCAGCGAAAGUUUUCACCUUCAAGGAACUUGAAACAGCUACAAAUCACUUUAAGAAGAAAAUUGGUGAAGGAAGCUUCGGCCCUGUUUAUCUUGGAGUGUUGUCGAACGGUCAGAAAGUUGCAAUUAAGAUGCGUCACGACACAUCGGCUCUUGGAGCUGACGCAUUUGCUAAUGAGGUUUAUUUGCUAUCACGUGUUAAUCACCCGAACCUAGUGUCUUUGCUAGGGUAUUGUCAGGAGGGCAAAAAUCAGUAUCAGUUACUCGUCUACGAGUUCAUGCCAGGUGGUACGCUUAUGGACCAUUUAUACGGGACCAUGGUUCGUCUGGAUUGGAUCACCCGUCUACGUAUAGCCAUCGGUGCUGCAACAGGUAUUUCGUAUCUUCAUAACGGAAGUGACCCGAAGAUAAUUCACAGGGAUGUGAAGAGCACCAACAUACUACUUGACAAUAACUUGAUGGCUAAGGUUUCAGACUUUGGCCUCUCAAAACUUGUCACACGAACCGAGGCAACGCAUGUGACAACGUUGGUGAAAGGCACGGCGGGUUAUCUCGAUCCAGAGUACUUCACAACGAAUCAGCUGACGGAGAAGAGUGAUGUCUAUAGCUUCGGAGUUGUUCUGUUGGAAAUCAUAUGUGGGCGCGAACCUUUGACCGGUAAUCGUGCCCCUGAUGAGUACAAUCUGAUCGCAUGGGCCAAGCCAUAUCUUCUGGCGAAAACCUAUGAAGGAAUUGUGGACAGGGGGCUGCAGAACAACUACAAUUCCAGAAGUAUGAGUCUUGUGGCCAGCCUUGCACUGCGCUGUAUUGAGAGGGAUAGUAAAAAUCGACCUACCAUGCUUCAGGUUUUGAGAGAGCUCGAAGAAGCCUUGCAAUACGAGGAUCGACCAGAGAGGACUCUAGCUUCACCGUCGCAGCCAGACUCGGCAGCUUUUGACUUCAAAAGCACGGCUUCAGACACUCCCCCAGAUAGUGCACCGCAGCUUGCGAACGUGCCGUCGUUCACAUUUCCGAGGUAAUAGGUCGGUCAACUCCUCGCUGUUAGCUGGCAGGUAGGCUCCAGAAAGAUGUCAGAUUUUCUCUUGCAGGCCAUCAAGACUGAUAAGUGUUCACCCAUCUUCCUUAGAUCCUCCUCAGCAGGUUGUACAUUAGGCUCUUCAUUCUCCAUUUUGGAGCCGUCUGAGCAGUGCUUUUGUAUAUUGUACGAUUAUUAGUAACAAAUAAUCCAUCAAAAUUGCCACUGCGGCUGGCUGGCUCCUUGCAACUUAUCGGAAGAUCAUAUUUGACUGGAGCCGUGGAUGAAGGUUACAACUGC